ACGUCACAUAAGUUUGCGGUGAAGUGAAUAUAAAAAGCCUACGCCAGCCAGCUUGAUAUAUCAGUUCGAUUCUGUAUCCUAUCAAAUCCAAACCAAAAAUGGCAUUCAAGUUCGUAGUACUUAGCUGUUUGGUAGCUGCGGCUAGUGCUGGUCUUUUGCCGGCUGCGCCCUUAGCCUACUCAGCUCCUCUGGCUUACUCCGCCCACGCUCUCCACGCUCCAGUCGCCUAUGCUGCUCCCGUUGCAAAGGUUGCCGUAGAAGAAUAUGACGCUCAUCCCCGUUACAGCUUCGCAUACGACGUUCAAGACGGACACACUGGAGACUCGAAAACACAACACGAAACCCGCGAUGGUGACGUUGUUCAAGGCUCUUACUCCGUCGUCGACCCUGAUGGCACCAAGCGUACAGUUGAAUACACUGCUGAUCCCCACAACGGUUUCAACGCUGUCGUACAUAGAGAACCUCUUGCCGUAAAAGCCAUCGCACCAGUUGUCGCUAAAGUCGCAGCUCCAGUUUCGUACGCCAGCCCGGUUGCAUACGCUUCAGCACCCGUAGUACACGCCGCACCUGUAGCAUACUCUGCCCCUCUCUACCACCAUUAAGUUAUUUUAAAUACAUACCUCUUGCCAUAAUGUAAAUAA
Zerene cesonia (dogface butterfly) is the source of this 641-nucleotide messenger RNA. RefSeq names its product larval cuticle protein A3A-like. NCBI's taxonomy places the organism in Eukaryota, Metazoa, Arthropoda, Insecta, Lepidoptera, Pieridae. The record is from RefSeq and is a predicted model, not a curated record. Bases 99 to 602 code for a protein of 167 amino acids. Gene Ontology annotation, cellular component: extracellular matrix. The transcript is spliced from 2 exons.